CGGCGGCGGCACCCUGCGGGCCGGACGAUCGGCAACAGCGUGUGUGCGCUUGACGCAGCGAAAAAUGGUCCACGCCGUGGCCCACUUGCCCGGCACCUGGCGGCUCCUCUACUACGACGCGCCGACGCGUGGAGAGCAGAUCCGGCUAUUAUUCGCGCUCGGCGGCGUGCCGCUGCAGGACGUUCGGCUCUGGCCCUUUCCAAACGGCCUCGACCCGUACCGCAAGGCGGCUCUUGGCGCGGACUCACCGCUCCUGGGCACGGACAAGUGCCCCUGCGUGACCGCUCCCGACGGCACUCACUGCGUCGAGACGUCAAACAUCAUGCACUUUGUCGGCCACCAGAUUGGCAUGGCACCACAAACGGAGGAGGCAGACGAGAGAGCGGUCAACCUCUGCCUAAUCGCGCAGGAGCUUUUGGACGAGGUCUUCUACCCGCUGCUGAUGCCGAUGCUCGUGCGCCGCCUCACGCGGACCGAGCUCCUCGGCUUGCUCCGCCCGCUGAGCGGCCUGCUCGGAGACCGCUCCGCCAAGGUCGAGCCGGCGGUCGCUGCGCUGCGCGCCAGGCUUCCCGCCCUCGAGCGGGCCCUCGAGGCGAGCGGAGGCACCUUCUUCUCGGGCGAGGCGCUAACCUUCGAGUCGGUCGCCCUCUUCAACGCGCUGCGCGACAUCCUCGCGUACGAGUGCGUCGGGGACGAGCUGGCCUCGUACCCGCGCCUGGCCGCCUUCAUGGCGGCCCUCGAGGCGCGGGCGAGGCCGUACUUCGAGGAGCGGACAGCGACGCACCAGUGCGGCUACCCCGACGUGGUCAGCUACCUCGCCGCGACAAACACGCCCUUCCCUUGGUCGCGCGUCGCCAAGCAGCGCGACUGAUCUGAAGGGCUCCGCAGAGAGACGUGACGGGAGAGGAGGUCAACGGCCAACGCAACGCGGCUUAGGAGGUUCGGCUCUUACUUGUGCGUGCGCUCUGGUCAAAAUGGUCGAAUUAUUUUUCGAUGCACACAUGUCAUGUUGUG
Molecule: messenger RNA, 1014 nt
Organism: Emiliania huxleyi CCMP1516
Lineage: Eukaryota; Haptophyta; Isochrysidales; Noelaerhabdaceae
Exons: 2
Coding region: 65-871 (268 amino acids)
Biological process (GO): glutathione metabolic process
Molecular function (GO): glutathione transferase activity
Source: RefSeq, a predicted model, not a curated record